Molecule: messenger RNA, 2355 nt
Organism: Lepus europaeus (European hare)
Lineage: Eukaryota; Metazoa; Chordata; Mammalia; Lagomorpha; Leporidae
Gene: SATL1
Product: spermidine/spermine N1-acetyl transferase like 1
Exons: 7
Coding region: 1-2355 (784 amino acids)
Cellular component (GO): cytosol
Molecular function (GO): N-acetyltransferase activity
Source: RefSeq, a predicted model, not a curated record
AUGAACCAACAAAAAACAAGCCUACAUGAUAUGAAACAAGCAGGUCCAAGCCAACCACGCAAAAGGGAACCAGAUGUCAACCAACCAGGCCCAAGCCAACCAGAUACAAAGCAAGCAAGCAGGAGCCUACAGGACAAACAGCUUGGCCGGAAACGAUCAGGAACCUGGAAACUAGACACAAGCCAACCAACUACAAGCCAACCAGGAAUGAGAUCAUCAGCCCUGAGAGAACUAGUCCCAAGCCAAUCAGGCACAUGGCAACCAGGUGCAAGCCAACCAGGCAUUAGCCAAUUAGGUACGGGACAACCAGUAAGGAGCCAAUCAGGUACAAGGAAACCAGGAUCAAAUAAGUCAGGCCCGAGUCAACCAUACGUGAACCAAAUGGGCCGGAGUCAAGAGUAUGUGAGUCACACGGGUCCAAGUCAACCGUAUGUGAGUCAAGCAGGCCCGAGUCAACCGUACGUGAGUCAAACAGGUCGGAGUCAACCGUACGUGAGCCAAGCAGGCCCGAGUCAACCGUACGUGAGCCAAGCAGGCCGGAGUCAACCGUACAUGAGCCAAGCAGGCCCGAGUCAACCGCACGUGAGUCCAGAGGGCCGGAGUCAACCGUACGUGAGCCAAGCAGGCCCGAGUCAACCGUACAUGAGUCAAGACGGCCGGAGUCAAUCGUACAUGAGUCGAGAGGGCCGGAGUCAACCGUACGUGAGCCAAGCAGGCCGGAGUCAACCAUACGUGAGUCCAGAGGGCCGGAGUCAACCGUACGUGAGCCAAGCAGGCCCAAGUCAACCGUACAUGAGUCAAGACGGCCGGAGUCAACCGCACGUGAGUCCAGAGGGCCGGAGUCAACCGUACGUGAGCCAAGCAGGCCCAAGUCAACCGUACGUGAGUCAAGACGGCCGGAGUCAACCGUACGUGAGUCAAGAGGGCCGGAGUCAACCGUACGUGAGCCAAGCAGGCCGGAGUCAACCGUACGUGAGUCCAGAGGGCCGGAGUCAACCGUACGUGAGCCAAGCAGGCCCGAGUCAACCGUACAUGAGUCAAGAGGGCCGGAGUCAACCGUACGUGAGCCAAGCAGGCCGGAGUCAACCAUACGUGAGUCCAGAGGGCCGGAGUCAACCGUACAUGAGUCCAGAGGGCCGGAGUCAACCGUACAUGAGCCAAGCAGGCCCGAGUCAACCGUACGUGAGUCAAACAGGUCGGAGUCAACCGUACGUGAGCCAAGCAGGCCCAAGUCAACCGUACGUGAGUCCAGAGGGCCGGAGUCAACCGUACGUGAGCCAAGCAGGCCCAAGUCAACCGUACGUGAGUCCAGAGGGCCGGAGUCAACCGUACGUGAGUCCAGAGGGCCGGAGUCAACCGUACGUGAGCCAAGCAGGCCCAAGUCAACCGUACGUGAGUCAAGAGGGCCGGAGUCAACCGUACGUGAGUCCAGAGGGCCGGAGUCAACCGUACGUGAGUCCAGAGGGCCGGAGUCAACCGUACGUGAGCCAAGCAGGCCCGAGUCAACCGUACGUGAGUCAAGAGGGCCGGAGUCAACCGUACGUGAGUCCAGAGGGCCGGAGUCAACCGUACGUGAGCCAAGCAGGCCCAAGUCAACUGUACAUGAGCCAAGCAGGCCCGAGUCAACCGUAUGUGAGCCAAGCAGGCCCGAGUCAACCGUACGUGAGUCCAGAGGGCCGGAGUCAGCCGUACGUGAGCCAAGCAGGCCCGAGUCAACCGUACGUGAGUCAAGAGGGCCGGAGUCAACCGUACGUGAGCCAAGCAGGCCCAAGUCAACCGUACGUGAGCCAAGCAGGCCCGAGUCAACCGUACGUGAGCCAAGCAGGCUCAAGGCAAUCAACCUGGAAGUCUGUCCACGUAAGACCUGCAGAUGCUAAAGAUUGCCAAGAGAUACUGCGCCUGAUAAAAGAACUGGCGGCCUGUGAUAACAUGCUAGGUACAGUGAAGUUAACAACAACAGAUUUGCUCAGGGAUGGAUUUGGGGAAAAUCCUCUUUUCUACUGCCUGAUUGCAGAAGUACACAAUCCACGUAAACCAACAGAGAAAAUAAUCAUUGGAUUUGCCAUGUACUACUUCACGUACGAUCUCUGGAUAGGCAAGUUACUUUACCUAGAGGAUUUUUAUGUCACACAAGCUUACCGAGGUCUAGGUAUUGGAGAUGAAAUGCUAAAAGUGUUAACUCAGAUAGCCCUCAGAGCCCAGUGUAAUGCCAUGCAGUUUCUUGUCGUCAUUUGGAACCAGGCUUCGAUUGAGUACUACACUUGUCGAGGGGCUUUAGACCUUUCCUCUGAGGAGGGCUGGCAUUUGUUCAGGUUUAACCGAGAACAACUCUUGGAAAUGGCAGAGGAAGAAUGA